This is a messenger RNA of Neodiprion virginianus, 2211 nucleotides long. RefSeq names its product serine--tRNA ligase, cytoplasmic (gene SerRS). The record is from RefSeq and is a predicted model, not a curated record. Bases 166 to 1647 code for a protein of 493 amino acids. Gene Ontology annotation, molecular function: tRNA binding; ATP binding; serine-tRNA ligase activity. Gene Ontology annotation, cellular component: cytosol. Lineage: Eukaryota; Metazoa; Arthropoda; Insecta; Hymenoptera; Diprionidae. The transcript has a single exon. Gene Ontology annotation, biological process: seryl-tRNA aminoacylation.
UUGAGAUAGCUCGCGUGUCAGUUGCAUGCGGUUGCAUCAUUACACGUGUGCAUACCAUCUGGUAGGAAUAGCCGCAUUAUACCGGUCGUGAUAGAUUCGAAGAAAUUUCGGAGUACGCGACGGUAAAGGAAAUACUUAAUUUCCCCGGAUACGAAGAGGUAUAAAAUGGUUCUGGACCUUGAUCUUUUUAGAACAGACAAGGGAUUCGAUCCCGAAAAAAUUCGGGAGAAUCAGAGGAAGCGAUUCAAAGAUGUCGGGUUGGUUGACACAGUUGUCGAAAGAGACACGUUUUGGCGACAGUUGCGGCACAGAGCCGAUAAUUUGAAUAAAUUGAAAAAUGUAUGCAGCAAAGAAAUCGGCGAAAAAAUGAAGAAAAAAGAGCCAGCUGGCGGAGAUGAACCAGUGCCUAAUGACCUAGCUGAGAAUUUGGAUAACGUAACCUCGGAUAACCUCAAAAAACUAAACGUCAAUCAGAUAAAGAAGAUUCGCGCGCUGAUCGAAGAGGCGAUUCAGCAGAAUGCUCAGGACCUUAUAAAAGCUGAGACUGAGCGUAGAACCGCGCUGCGUGAAGUUGGCAACCACCUCCAUGCGUCUGUUCCAGUUAGCAAUGACGAGGAUGAGAAUAAAGUUGAAAGAACAUUUGGCGAUUGUACACAGCGCAAAAAGUAUUCCCAUGUUGAUCUAAUACACAUGAUCGACGGUAUGGAUGGAGAUCGCGGCAGCGCCGUCUCUGGUGGUCGAGGAUACUUCCUUGUCGGGCCAGCAGUUUUUUUGGAACAUGCGCUGAUCCAAUUUGCACUGAGGAAACUUUUCGACAAGGGCUACAAGCCAUUGUACACUCCGUUUUUCAUGAGAAAAGACGUGAUGCAAGAAGUGGCCCAGCUUUCUCAAUUUGAUGACGAGCUUUACAAAGUUGUCGGAAAGGGAAGUGAACGUGGAGAGGAUAAGGAAAUUGAGGAAAAAUACCUGAUAGCCACUUCCGAACAACCUAUCGCCGCUUUCCAUAGAGAUGAGUGGAUUGCAGAAGCCAGUCUUCCGAUAAAAUAUGCAGGUCUCUCCACCUGCUUCAGGCAAGAGGUCGGGUCCCAUGGUCGAGACACUAGGGGUAUAUUUAGGGUACAUCAGUUUGAAAAAGUUGAACAAUUUUGUCUCACCUCGCCACAUGACAACAAGUCUUGGGAAAUGAUGGAUGAAAUGAUAGAAAACGCUGAGUCGUUUUACCAGGAGCUCAACAUUCCGUAUCGGGUAGUAAACAUUGUAUCUGGGGCACUAAAUCACGCGGCUUCUAAAAAACUGGACUUGGAGGCAUGGUUCCCUGGUUCUGGAGCUUUUAGAGAGUUGGUCUCUUGCAGCAACUGUCUCGAUUAUCAAGCUAGACGACUUCUCGUUCGUUAUGGACAAACAAAAAAAAUGAAUGCCACUAUGGACUACGUUCACAUGCUGAAUGCCACAAUGUGUGCAGCUACAAGAGUUAUUUGUGCUGUAUUAGAAGUAAAUCAAACUGAAACUGGGAUUUUAGUACCUGAUGCUAUCAAGCAAUUUAUGCCUGCUAAGUAUCAGAAUGAAAUACCGUUUGUAAAACCAGCCCCUAUUGACGAAGCAGAAACCAAGAAACAGAAAAAACAGAAAGAAGGAAUGAAAAAAUAAAAUUCACGUAAUUAGCUUUGUUACCUUACAAAUAACUUAAAUCAACUUACUUCAACAACUCCAUAAAACACACAUAAAGUGUUGUUCACACAGGUUUAUCUGCCCGUAAAUAUAGCAUUAAUAAUUUUCAGAUUAUGCGAAAUUAGUCAAUUUUGAAAGCUUUUCUAUUGCCAUUCAACUAAUUAAUAAAUAAUUGCUUUGAUGCAUUAUUUGUAUUUAAUUAUACAAUAUGCUGAUGAGCACCUUAAACCUGUAUCCUCGUAGUAUGUUAUGUACAUACAACAUCCAGAAUCACUUAUAUUGUGUAUCAUACAUUAUUUGUAUAUAAUAACGCUAGCCAAAUUUUGAAGACCAGUUUAAUUUUAUUUUAUUUCAAAAUUUUUUCUGGCGUAUUUCAUAAAAUUUGUUUUUUGAAUCGAUACAAUAAUUAGUCGAUAAGACUAUCAGCUGGUGACAUUUUAUUUUGCUCUCAACUUUUUACUUUUGGUAGAAAGUAGAUAUUAAUGGGUAAUCGGCAAAGUGUAAGAUUGAAUUUGUGAUCUUAAUAAAACAGUGUGUACUCUA